Messenger RNA from Phaedon cochleariae (mustard beetle), 1530 nucleotides. The record is from the annotation of a GenBank genome assembly. Lineage: Eukaryota; Metazoa; Arthropoda; Insecta; Coleoptera; Chrysomelidae.
AUGUUAUCUCUGAUGUAUAAUCAUAUUACUCGUAAACUUUCAGCUCUUCCAAGCCAUAGUUGGCAAAGCGUGAUAGGUUUGGAAGUACACGCUCAGAUCAAUUCGAAAAGUAAAUUGUUCUCUGGUGCUGACACUUCUUUCUCAUCCCCAGUGAAUGACAAUGUCUCAUUGUUCGAUUGCUCUAUACCAGGAACAUUACCAGUCUUGAACAAGAAAUGUGUAGAAAGUGGUGUUCUUACUGCUUUAGCUCUGAACUGCAGAAUCAAUCCUGUAUCUUGUUUUGACAGGAAACAUUAUUUCUAUGCUGAUUUACCUGCAGGCUAUCAAAUAACCCAACAGAGAUUCCCUUUGGCUGUAGAUGGUAAAUUGGACUUCCAGGUGUUUUCACAUGGCACCAACAAACUACCUAAUGCUGUGCAGGUUCGAAUCAAGCAGCUUCAGCUGGAACAGGACAGCGGCAAAAGCCUGCACGACUCAGAUAGAAGCCUCGUGGACUUGAACAGGGCCGGUGCGCCCCUGAUGGAACUCGUUUUUGAGCCCGAUCUCACGAACGGCGAUGAGGCCGCCGCCAUGCUCAAGGAGCUUGUUGCCAUUUUGAGCAGGAUCGAUACGUGUUCAUGUAAAAUGGAAGAGGGCGCCCUGAGAGUGGAUGCGAACAUCUCCAUCCGGCGCGAGAACGAGCCCCUGGGCACCAGAACGGAGAUCAAGAACAUCGGCUCGAUCAGGGGCGUCGCGGGGGCCAUAGAGUACGAGAUCAAGCGGCAGGUGGCGGUGAGAGAGGCCGGCGGCGAGGUGGUGAACGAGACCAGGUCGUGGGACUCAGUCGCCAGGCGGACGGUGCCGAUGCGGGACAAAGAAGUGCAACAGGAUUACAGGUACAUGCCUGAACCAAAUCUCCCUCCCCUUCACGUGGCUAUGGGCCCCAUUCAAACUGGAAGCGUCAAUGCCGACGAGCUUCAAAGAUUGAUUCCGGAAUUACCAGAAGAAACGAGGCAUAGAUUGAGAGUAGAAAAGGGACUGAAUUUAGAACAAUCUAUAAUAUUAGUUAAUGAUGAUUCGCUCCUGAAAAUUUUUCAAAGGAUCGUCGGCUGUGGACAGGUUGAAAAUAAAAAGCUGCUCGCCAAUUUUCUGAUCAAUGAUUUCAUAACCCUAUUGAACAAAAUUGAGAAAGACACCUGUGAAGUGGAGGAAUCUGCCGAAUACCUAGGUGAAAUCGUGGAAUUACUGGAAAAAGGCCAUAUAAAUAGGACCACUGCAAAAUUUUUGUUGGAAGAAAUUUUAUCUGAAAACAAUAAACACAGUCCAAUGGAGAUCGUUCGCAAAAAAGACCUAAUUCAAAUAACCGAUGAAAAAGAAUUGACGGCUUUCUGUGAAAAAGUUAUACUUGAAAAUGAAAAAGUCGUUCAGGCUUACAAAUCUGGAAAGACAAAGGUGUUUAAGGCUUUAUUAGGAAGUGUGGCAAAACUUAGUAAAAAUAAGGCUGAUAUGGCGAAAUGUACUGUGAUUCUCAAGCGAUUGUUAGAUGAAUAA